AUGGCUGCCAACAACGACAACACUUCCACCCUCAAGUCGUACGUCGACUCUGCCACUGGCGCUGCCCAGAACCUCCUUGGCUCUCUUACCGGCAGCACUGCCGACCAGAACAAGGGAGAGGCCAAGCAGGACAAGGCACAGCUCGAGCACGAUGCUUCCCACGCUACCGCUAAGGUUCCCGGCUUCACUGCUACCGCUGGUGGUGUGACCAAGGAUGACCCCGAUCGUGCUGGCGGCUCCUGGAACCAGACCGUCGGCUCUGCUAAGGAGACUGUUGGUGGUCUCGUCGGCUCCGAGAACCUGAAGCAGCAAGGUCGCGAGCAGAACCUCGAGGGCCAGCAGCAGGAGGCUAAGGGCCAGCUCAAUGACUACACCUCUGGCAUUGGCAACCGUGUCCAGGGUACUAUUGGUGGUGCCGUUGCUGGCCUUACCGGCGACAAGGCUGGUCAGGCACACUACGAGGGUCUCCACGACACGGGCAAGACUCAGCAGCGUGGUGCUGAGCACGACAUUCAGAAGCAGGCCGAGGCUAGACAGCAGUAA
This is a messenger RNA of Colletotrichum acutatum, 543 nucleotides long. RefSeq lists its product as uncharacterized. The transcript is spliced from 2 exons. NCBI's taxonomy places the organism in Eukaryota, Fungi, Ascomycota, Sordariomycetes, Glomerellales, Glomerellaceae. The record is from RefSeq and is a predicted model, not a curated record. The coding region runs from base 1 to 543 and encodes 180 amino acids.